UCGGUUCUGGCCCAGUCGUCCCUGGUGCAGCGGUGCCCCCGGGCCGGGCCGAGGCUCCGCGUCCGUGCGAAGAGAGGCGAGGAUCAGUUAAGUCUUUAAAAAUUACAACAUAAAAAUGGCUUCAAAAAGAGCUCUGGUCAUCCUGGCUAAAGGAACAGAGGAGAUGGAGACGGUCAUCCCUGUAGAUGUCAUGAGACGAGCUGGAAUUAAGGUCACCAUUGCAGGUCUGGCUGGAAAAGACCCGGUACAGUGUACCCGAGAUGUUGUCAUUUGUCCCGAUGCCAGUCUGGAAGAUGCAAAGAAAGAGGGACCGGACGACGUGGUGGUUCUGCCAGGGGGUAAUCUAGGCGCACAGAAUUUAUCUGAGUCACCUGCCGUGAAGGAGAUACUGAAGGAGCAAGAAGAGAGGAAGGGCCUCAUCGCCGCGAUCUGUGCAGGUCCUACGGCUCUGCUGGCUCAUGAAAUAGGUUUUGGAAGCAAAGUCACAACACACCCACUUGCUAAAGACAAAAUGAUGAAUGCAAGUCAUUACAGCUAUUCAGAGAACCGUGUGGAGAGGGAUGGCCUGGUCCUCACCAGCCGCGGGCCGGGAACCAGCUUCGAGUUCGCUCUGGUGAUUGUCGAGGCGCUGGCUGGCAAGGAGGUGGCCAACCAAGUGAAGGCCCCACUUGUUCUUAAAGAUGAGAGCAGAGGUUUGACAGUGGGUUAGAGAAGUAGGCCGUUUGUGAUCCAUCCUCACCG
Messenger RNA from Hippopotamus amphibius kiboko, 741 nucleotides. Its product is annotated as Parkinson disease protein 7 homolog. Gene Ontology annotation, molecular function: protein deglycase activity. Bases 116 to 709 code for a protein of 197 amino acids. The record is from RefSeq and is a predicted model, not a curated record. Lineage: Eukaryota; Metazoa; Chordata; Mammalia; Artiodactyla; Hippopotamidae. Gene Ontology annotation, cellular component: nucleus; cytosol. Gene Ontology annotation, biological process: guanine deglycation, glyoxal removal; protein deglycation, glyoxal removal. The transcript has a single exon.